Messenger RNA from Anolis carolinensis (green anole), 658 nucleotides. RefSeq names its product histone H1-like. Gene Ontology annotation, molecular function: DNA binding. NCBI's taxonomy places the organism in Eukaryota, Metazoa, Chordata, Lepidosauria, Squamata, Anolidae. The coding region runs from base 41 to 526 and encodes 161 amino acids. The transcript has a single exon. The record is from RefSeq and is a predicted model, not a curated record. Gene Ontology annotation, biological process: nucleosome assembly. Gene Ontology annotation, cellular component: nucleosome.
AGUCUCUCGUCAGUCGGUGCGGCUGCCAGGAGGUGGCAGGAUGGUCAACGGGAAGCCGCAGCAAGGAGGUGCCGAUGGCGACGAAGCGUCCACUUCAGCUCCGGACCCCAAGAAGAAGGGGAAGCCGGCGCGGGCUUCGGGCUCGCUCUCGCAGCUGAUCCUCCAGGCCUUCGAGGCCUGCCACCCGCGGAAGAGCUUGUCCCUGGCCGCCCUCAAGAAGUUCGUCUCCGAAGCCGGCUACAACGUCAGCAAGAACAACAGCCGCCUCAAGAGGGAGCUGCGCCAGUUGGUGUCCAACGGUCUCUUGCUGCGCGUGACCGGCACCGGCGCCUCGGGCUCCUUCAGGGCAGGCGGGCCACGGGCCAAGAAGACCGGCGGCGGCGGCAACAAGCAGAGGAAGAAGGCGAGGAAGAAGCAGCCGGCGGUGAACAAGCCCAAAGGCCUCCGGGGCAGGCCUUCGGGUGCCGCUCCUGCCAGGAGGCGUCAGCUCAACAAGCGCCCAGCAAGCAGGCAGAGGGCACGUUAAACAAAAUCACCUCGCGUUGACACAUUUGAAAAGAAAACAACGGCUCUUUUAAGAGCCACCACCUAAGAGUCUCUGGAAGAGCUGGCCCAUCCAUACACCUCAGAAUUAAACGCCGACAAAGGCAUCAUCUGA